CAUUUGCACACUCCAGCGUUGCUGCGUCCUGCGCUAGAUAUAGAGCCUUCAUACUUGUACGUUAACUCAACAACACCUUUUGCUCAAGGUAGAGCGGAGCUGUGGCACAUAGUCUACGAACUUCUCUUCGACCACCCCUUGUGGCAACGCAAAACAGUCAUGUUCGGCCCCGGCGACGACGAGGAGGUCGGCUUCACUAUUAAUGAAAGCUUUGCUGCUCGGUAUCAGAAGAAGAAGCGUCAUGAGGAAAUCACUGACUUACGCCGCAAAUACGGCGACGAAGCCGACGACGACUACCCCGACUCCGAAUCCGCCGAAGAAGAAGACGAAAACGGCGAACUCGUGACCCCCGAAGUCGACGCCCAAAUCAUGAAGACAAUCGCCACCAUCCGCGCGGGCAAACCCGAAGUCUACGACCCGACCAAGAAAUUCUUCUCGGAGGACGAAAUCAACGCCGCCCGGCAGCAGUGGAAGGAGAAGCAGAUUGGGUUGAAGAAGGAGGGGAAGCCGUUCAAACUGAAGGAUUUCCAUCGGAGGGAGUUGUUGUUGGAGGGGGCGGCCAGGGGGAAUGGUGGUGGUGAGGAGGAGGAGGAUGAGGAUGAGGGUUUCAGGGUGAAGUCGGAGGGCGGAUUGACGUUCUCGGAAGAGCAGGCACGGUUGAAGGAUGAGUUUAAAUCAGCUCUGAAGGAUAAUGAGGAUGAUGAGGAUGAUGAGUUUAUGUCGCUGAGGGUGAAGACGGAGGAGGAUAAGAAGAGGGAGGAGGAGGAGUACCGCAAGUUUUUGUUGGAGAAUUUGUCUUCUGAAGGUGGCCAGGGGCUCCAAGAUUUCAGAGACUACAACUCGAUCAAACCACAGGAUCCGGACGAAGCGUUUUUGAUGGAAUACGUGCUAAAUCGCGGAUGGGUGGACAAAGACGCCAUCAGUGUUCCGACAUAUGAGGACGUUGUGGAUCUCAGUGGUGACGAAGAGGCGGUAGAAACAGCAGAAGACUUUGAGCGGACGCAUAACUUCCGUUUCGAAGAAGAGGGCUCCACCAACAUCGUAACCCACGCCCGCGACAUCGAAGGCACCCUCCGCCGCAAAGACGACAAACGCAAGAAACAACGCGAUGCCAAAAAAGAACGUCAAGAAGAAGACAAAGCGCGCAAAGCCGAAGAGCUCAAACGGCUCAAGAACCUCAAAAAGGAAGAAAUCCGCAAACGUCUCGAAGCCAUCCGCGAUGUCGCGGGUGUCGGGGGUGGGAACGGGGGGAGUACCGGCGUGUUUGGGCUGGAUGAGGUGGAUCUGGAGAAGGAGUUUGACCCGGAGGAGUUUGAUCGAAAAAUGGCGCAGGCGUUCGAUGACCGUUAUUAUGACCAGAAUGAGGGGGAUGCGGAGAAACCGGUGUUUACAGACGAUAUAGAUAUCUCGGAUAUCUUGCCUGACAAUGGGCUGCCGAAGUUCAAGGAGGAGAUGAUGGAUGGGGGGUGGGAUGAGUCGGCGCAGAAUGGGGAGGAGUGGGACGGGGCAGAGGAGGGGUAUGAGGGGUAUGAGGAGGAGUGGGAUGGCCAGGAAGCGAACCAGGGCGAUGACGAGAAUUUCAUCAUGGACGCGGAUUACCUCCCCGGCGGCGAAGUCUACGGCUCAGCGCUGAAACGUAAAUCCAGAAAGGACAAAAAGAAAGGCAAACGCGGCGACGACGAAUCCGAAGAACACCCAGCAGCAGCCGACGGCGAAGCCACCAAAAAAUCUCUCUCACAAUACAUGGACGAAGUCUACCAACUCGACUACGAAGACAUGAUCGGCGACUUGCCCACACGUUUUAAGUACCGCCAAGUCGACCAGCAAGACUACGGGCUCACACCGCUCGAGAUCCUGCUCGCCGACGAUGCGGACCUGAAUGAAUUGGUUGGGUUAAAGAAAUUGGCGCCGUUUAGGAGGAAGGAGUUGGUGGAGCAGGAUUUGGCUAAGUUUUCGAAGAGUAGGAAGAAGAGGUUGAGGGAGUUCAGGAAGAAGUUAGAGGCGAAGGUUGCGCCUGUUUUGCCGGUUAAGAAGACGGAGAAGGGGAAGAAGGGGAUGGAUAAAGGGGGGAAGAAGAGGAAACAGACGGAGGGAGAGAAAGGUGAUGAGAAGGCCGCUGCUUCGAAUGAGGUGAAGGAGGCAGCGGCGCUGGUUGCGCAGCAGCCAGAAGAAAAAACUCCGUCGUCCAAGAAGCGGAAGGAGGACAACCCCACGGCGACCGACAUCCCCACUGCCACCACAUCCGAAUCAAAACCAGACGCACCACCAGCCGCCUCCACCUCCUCAGAUGCAAAUCCGAAAAAGGACAAAAAGAAGCACAAGAAACCCCGCAUCACGGAGGACCGGCUGGCGUCGUAUCAAAUGCCGAAUAAAAAGAAGAAGUAGGGUGGACGGGCGGAGUUGGUCGUUGGGAGAGGAGUGUCUCUGUAACUUCAUUCACUUUGCAUAUAGUCGUAGUCUUAUCGUUAGCAUUCAUUCACGUAAAUUAUAUCAUAGGUCUGGUUUGCAUCGUGUUGCUGCGUGGCUUGUUUUCCGGUCGUCCAUGGGGUCUGUGGUCUGCUGCACAUUUUAGUCUAAUUUUCAAAGAUUG
Fimicolochytrium jonesii is the source of this 2590-nucleotide messenger RNA. RefSeq names its product KRI1-like family C-terminal-domain-containing protein. Gene Ontology annotation, cellular component: nucleolus; 90S preribosome. The record is from RefSeq and is a predicted model, not a curated record. The transcript has 5 exons. Bases 160 to 2385 code for a protein of 741 amino acids. Gene Ontology annotation, biological process: endonucleolytic cleavage in ITS1 to separate SSU-rRNA from 5.8S rRNA and LSU-rRNA from tricistronic rRNA transcript (SSU-rRNA, 5.8S rRNA, LSU-rRNA). Lineage: Eukaryota; Fungi; Chytridiomycota; Chytridiomycetes; Spizellomycetales; Powellomycetaceae.